Molecule: messenger RNA, 2241 nt
Organism: Punica granatum (pomegranate)
Lineage: Eukaryota; Viridiplantae; Streptophyta; Magnoliopsida; Myrtales; Lythraceae
Source: RefSeq, a predicted model, not a curated record
ACGACGGAGCAUCCCCGUUAAAAAUUCACAAGGUCAAAGAAUAGAAGGGAAAGAAAAACCAAAAAAAUAAAAAAUAAAAGCUUCACAAAAAGAGAAAAUGCCUCUCUGUGAUCCGAAGAAUUCUCAGUCUAUGCUCCAUUCUCUUCACCCUUCCCCUUCUCAACACCACAACUUGUCCAAAUACUAAGCAAGCCCAAACCCGCCAUUGAUGACAGACAAAGCUUCUUCGUCCAGAGAGGGACUUGACAAAUCUUUUGGCCCCUAAAAAGUUAUGAACAAAUUAUAAUGAACACAAUCAUCGGCAAAACCACCUUAUUGUCCCCCCGACAACAUGCGACUUGUGAAUUUCAGAACCAACACCAUCCUCCCCUGGACUUUCCUCACCAUCACCGUGCUCUACAUCCUCUACUCCUCCAACCUUCUCCUCCGACACAACCCGAACCCCGACCUCUCGUCGUCCUUGUCUUCCUCCUCUUCCUCCCUGAAGUCUUCCGAGAACAUCUCCAUGGAAGAGAACCUCGGGAUGACGACAUCGGCUGCCUGCAACAUAUCCUCCGCCCAGAAGGUGCUCAAGGAAGAUGAGGAGGAGGAUGAGCGCGCAGUUGCUGAGGACCAGCAGGGUAUGAGCAGCUCCGUCGCCUGUGUUCGGCCCCAGGACUCCAACACAGAGCUGAAGCAUAUUGUGUUCGGGAUCGCGGCGUCUGGGAACCUUUGGCAGAAGAGGAAGGAGUAUAUAAAGCUGUGGUGGCGACCUAAGGAGACACGCGGAGUCGUGUGGCUAGAUAGAAAGGUGAGGACAUACAGACACGAACAGCUGCCGGAGAUCCGGAUCUCCGGUUCCACAUCGAAGUUCAAGUACUCAAACAGGCAGGGCCACCGAUCGGCGCUGAGGAUCUCAAGGGUCGUGUCAGAGACCCUGAGCAUGGGGCACAAAGACGUGAGGUGGUUCGUGAUGGGGGACGAUGACACAGUCUUCAUGGUCGAGAAUGUGGUGCGGGUUCUACAAAAGUACGACCACCGCCAAUUCUACUACAUCGGGAGCUCCUCGGAGAGCCAUGUCCAGAACAUAUACUUCUCGUACGCAAUGGCAUAUGGGGGAGGAGGUUUUGCGAUCAGCUACCCACUGGCGGUGGAACUGGCCAAGAUGCAGGACAGGUGCAUUCAGCGGUAUCCCGGGCUGUAUGGCAGCGAUGAUAGGAUGCAGGCUUGUAUGGCCGAGCUCGGAGUCCCACUCACUCGUGAACUUGGGUUUCACCAGUAUGAUGUGUAUGGAGAUCUCCUAGGCCUGCUGGCGGCCCAUCCUGUGACGCCUCUCGUGUCGAUCCACCACCUCGAUGUGGUGGAACCCAUCUUCCCUACCAUGACCCGUGUCAAGGCCAUCAGCCACCUCUUUGACUCCGUCAACCUCGACUCCGCCAGCAUCAUGCAGCAGUCCAUCUGCUACCACGCCAAGCGCUACUGGUCCAUCUCUGUCUCGUGGGGCUAUGUGGUUCAGAUCAUAAGGGGGGUGAUCUCGCCCCGCGAGCUCGAGAUGCCCACAAGGACGUUCCUCAACUGGUACCGGCGGGCUGAUUACACAGCAUACGCAUUCAACACGAGGCCUGUGAUGAAGCACCCAUGCCAAAAGCCCUUUGUGUUCUACAUGAGCGCAUCGAGGUACGACCGUGCAAAGAAGCAGACUGUCGGGAUCUACAGCCGGAGGAAGGGGGUGGCCCACCCCUACUGCCGAUGGAGGAUGGCCUCUCCCAGUAAUAUCGAAACCAUUGUGGUCCUCAAGAGACCCGAUCCUCUCCGCUGGCAAAAGUCGCCGAGGAGGGAUUGCUGCAGAGUUCUCCCGUCUCGUAAGAACUCAGUCAUGUACAUAUCGCUUGGAAACUGCCGAGCAGGUGAAGUCGCCGAGUUGUAGGCAAAGCAGCAUCGCAGAAGUGUUAGAUCUAUUCUUUCAUUCUUCUUUGCUCCAGUCCUCAACGAAGAUCUCACGACAAGAUUGUGGAAGCAAUUUGGAGCAAUGAACCCGGGAUGAAUAGAACCCUUCUGGUUUUUGGUCUAGUAUGCUGCAGAAACCCAAUACAAGAUAUCAAUCCCUGCUUUCUUCCCUGUAUUACUCGGCAAGUUCGUUCCGUAUAUUUCUGUCACUGAACUGACAGUCUGACAGAGAAAACAUUCUUUUCUAUAUGUGAGAUAGGAGAAUUGUAGUCGCUAUAAUCUGCAGAUCAAUCAUCGAUUCUUGUUUUUCUUUUC